Condylostylus longicornis is the source of this 2141-nucleotide messenger RNA. RefSeq names its product sulfite oxidase, mitochondrial (gene shop). Gene Ontology annotation, molecular function: oxidoreductase activity; molybdenum ion binding. Bases 241 to 1965 code for a protein of 574 amino acids. Gene Ontology annotation, cellular component: mitochondrion. The transcript has 6 exons. The record is from RefSeq and is a predicted model, not a curated record. NCBI's taxonomy places the organism in Eukaryota, Metazoa, Arthropoda, Insecta, Diptera, Dolichopodidae.
GAGAAGUUGUUUUACUAUAGAUUUUUAUAAAAAUUAAAAAAAAUAAUAACAGUAAUAUUAUAAGAUAUAUUUAUGUAUAUAUGUAUAUGAGAAUUAAAAUUUAAUUGAACUUUCACUAACAAAAUUUUUAUUUCGUAUUUAAUUUAAAUAUAAAUAAUAAAAUAAAUUGGAAUUGUAUAAAUAAAAGAAAAAUCUAGUCAAGAAAAAUUUGGAAUCAAUUAAAAAAAACGAAAGAUUAAAAUGAAUAGUUUGAGAGCACUUCAAAAAUCAGCAGGAUAUUUGCAUAGCCAAAAAAAUUUAUUUAAAUUAAAUAAUGGUGCGAUUAUAUCUGGCUUACAAAAUUCUACUAAAAUUCUAAAUAAUCAAAGAACAAUGGCUACUACUGAAGAACCUAAAAAUGAUAAACAAAAAGAAAAAAGUGGUAAUAUUGGAAGAGAUUUAUUAAUGGUUAUUGCAGCUGGAGGUGCUAUUGGUGGUGUUUUAUUCGCUUAUAUGGAAAACAAACAAGUACAAGCUCAGUCAACUAAAGACAAUAAUUAUGAAAAGUAUCAUAAGAUGGUACGUAAAGACUUACCUACAUAUAAAAUGGCUGAUGUUAAUAAACAUGAUACAGAAAAAUCAAUUUGGGUGACAUUUGGUGUUGGAGUUUAUGAUAUAACACCGUUAGUCCCAAUACAUCCUGGUAGCAAAAAUAUAAUGAUGGGAGCUGGCUCAUCUCUAGAACCUUUUUGGGAAAUUUAUGCUCAGCAUAAGACACAACAAAUUUAUGAAUGGUUAGAAACAUAUCGAAUUGGUAAUUUAGAUCCAAAAGAUACAUUUGUAGCAAAUAAUGAAACAAGUGGCCCUUGGGCAAAUGAACCAAUACGUCAUGCAAUUUUGAAACCCGCUUCCAAGCAACCUUUUAACGGAGAGCCCCCAGCAGAAAUAUUAGUUGAAAAAUUCCUUACGCCACAGGAAAUCUUUUACAUAAGAAACCAUUUACCAGUUCCUGAUUUAGAGGAAAAUUCGCAUGAGGUUGAAAUUUUGGAUGAAAAUUCGAAAAAAACCAAAACUUUGACUAUGGCUGACAUAAAAAAAAUGCCGAAAUACACAGUAACCGCAACUAUAAUGUGUGGAGGAAACAGACGUUCAGAAAUGCACGAUUAUAAAUCUGUAAAAGGUCUGUAUUGGGGCAAAGCAGCUGUUGGUAAUGCAAAAUGGUCAGGUGUUAAACUUCGUGACAUUCUUCUAUCAAUGGGAGUGAAAUCAAAUGAAAAGCAGCAUGUUAUUUUUGAAGGAGCAGAUUUAGAUCCAGCAUGUAAUCCUUAUGGUGGAUCAAUAGCAUUAUCGAAAGCCAUGGAUGAACGUGGAGAUGUUAUUCUUGCUUAUGAAAUGAAUGGUCAACCGUUGACACGAGAUCAUGGAUAUCCAUUAAGAGUUAUUGUACCUGGUGUUGUAGGGGCGAGAAGUGUUAAAUGGAUUUCAAGAAUUAGUGUUUCAGAUCACGAAUCAGAUUCACAUUGGCAACAAAAUGAUUAUAAGGGAUUUAGUCCUAGUACCGAUUGGGAUACAGUUGAUUUUUCUAAAUCACCAGCUAUUCAAAAUAUGCCAGUUACAUCAGCAAUUUGUAUACCAAGUCCAGGUGAAUCAGUAAAAGUUUCUAAGGGAGUAAUUCAGAUCAAAGGUUAUGCUUGGUCAGGUGGUGGUAAUAAAGUAGUUCGUGUUGAUAUAACUGCUGACGGUGGUGAUAAUUGGAUUGUUGCCGAUAUUAUUAGACAAGGUGAAGAGCAACCUGGAAAACAUUACGGUUGGGUUAUAUGGCAAGCAGAAAUUCCGGUAAAAAAAAAUCAAAAAGAAAUUGAAAUUUGGUCAAAAGCAGUUGACUCCAAUUAUAAUGUUCAACCUGAAACAUUUAAAAAUACUUGGAAUUUAAGAGGUGUUCUUAGUCAUGCUUAUAGCAGAAUCAAAGUUAAAUUACAACAUUAAAUAAUUAAAUUUUUUUUUUUUUAGUAUUUUUGUAUAUAGUUGAUAAUAUUCUAAAUAUUACUUUUAGAAAAAUAUUUUGAAGGCUGAAUUAUAGAGUUUAUAAAAUAAACUUUAAAACAUUUUUAGAAUUGAAUUCAUCUUUUAAAUAAAAUCUUUUUUUAAAUAUUUUGUAUUUA